AUGUCUGCCUCCGCUGCUGUCGCACUCGCCCGUGCACAAGCCCAAGCUCACGCACACGCCCGUGCCUAUCCUGCUAUCACUCUUUCAGAGGCCUCCACAGAGCCAAGGUCCAGACAUGUCCAUGAGACACUCAUGGGCUCCAUGAUGGCACGGUCUACACCUAGGGUCUUGUUCUUCUCGAAACAUGUCAGGCGCACUAUCACCCUGCUUGAAGCCCUUGCCGCUAUUUUGUCAUUUUCCCUCUUGGUUAUCUUGUGCGUCUUGCAUACGAGGUUUGUCAGGAGCCAUGGUUGUGCACCGCUCCUUCAUGGAUGGGACCUCGCACAAGCCCAUCAGCCAGACGCAGAGGGCAAGGCACAAGUUAUCGAGAUUGGCUUGCUGCAUGCCCACGAUCCUGUUCCGCGAGCGAGGUUCCGCUUUUCUCAGGAAAGAGGCCUCUUGCUCCUGUCUGACCGCUCCCUCAACGCCUUGAAUGUCACAGUGGCUCGUAUCCCCUUGCCGUCCAGCCAUAUUUGCCUUGGUGAUGCGGCUUCCAGAUUUAUCUUGCUCCGGGUUGUGGGCUACGAGACUGUUGUCAUGAAUGCGUUUGCCAAAAUGAGAAGACGCAUUAAAAGCCCACACGGGUAUGUACUCUCGUUGCAAACAAGAAGGGUCCUCAACCUCAUGCAUGCUGAUCCGGGUCUGGCACCUGAACAGAUGCAUGCCGUAACGCGAAUAGCCUUGCGCCUCGUAUGGAAGUGCGGUGCGAUCCUCACUGCUGCUUUCAUCAUGUGCACCACGGGCGCUUUGGUUGCCUUCACGCUAAAGGAGGUUCAAUUACGUAUGAUCAAGCUCACCAUGGAUUUGCAGUAUGUUAUGCGCUCCCAGAUGGGUUAUGGCCACGUGAUUGUACGGUAUGCGAUGGACGCUCUUGUCUUCGUGCCCAUCAUCGCGGGAAUGCUGUUUUUUCUCUUCGAGUUUUUCGAUGACCAAGCCCUAGCAUUCGUCGUCCUUAUUCUUACGUGGCUAUGCGAGUUGGCAGCGAGUGGUAGCACUCGCCAUUGGAUCAGUCGCCAGUAUUUGCCAAGACUCUUCCUGUGCUAUUUCGGCGCCUUUCACGUUUACUUUUUCUCGUUUCCCCUUGGAUUUAGCUGGCUUUCCCUCGCAACAGGCUUGUUAUUUAUGGUUCAUGCAGCGCUAUCCGUGUGGAACCAUUGCGAGUUGCCCUUGCUGCGACGACAGCGAGACACUCCGCCGCGGCAGAGGUCGAGGUAGUUCCAUGCUACGUAUGAACUAGUGUUGCAACCACGCCACGGCUGUUGUUACGCCCUGCUGUCAUUCUGCGCACGAACAUUGCGUGGAUGUACUACAGAUUGUAUUAGUACCAUACGUCAGCACAUAGAGUCAGACAUUUGGACGAAGUUGUAAUGUUAUGGUAAUGACAUGAACUUAUACUAACUUUAUUAGUGAAAGCCGUCGAGACCUGCGAUGCGUGGUCUUGGAAUUGCAUAUCUCAGGAAAGUUCCUUUGUUCUGAAGAUCCUCCCUGACUUGAGUUACAGUAAUCAUCUUUUGGGCUCAGUAGGACCUACCCCCGUUUUGUAGUCAGUCGAGAGUCUAAUUUUUAGCCAUAAACCGCCUAAGUCUGUGACC
This is a messenger RNA of Chondrus crispus (carragheen), 1631 nucleotides long. RefSeq lists its product as hypothetical. Gene Ontology annotation, biological process: positive regulation of ERAD pathway; response to endoplasmic reticulum stress. The record is from RefSeq and is a predicted model, not a curated record. The transcript has 2 exons. Bases 1 to 1254 code for a protein of 417 amino acids. NCBI's taxonomy places the organism in Eukaryota, Rhodophyta, Florideophyceae, Gigartinales, Gigartinaceae. Gene Ontology annotation, cellular component: endoplasmic reticulum.